AUGAAGGACAUCAGGAAGAGAAUGGAGGACAUCAGGAAGAGAAUGGAGGACAUCAGGAAGAGAAUGAAGCACAUCAGGAAGAGAAUGAAGGACAUCAGGAAGAGAAUGGAGGACAUCAGGAAGAGAAAGGAGGACAUCAGGAAGAGAAUGGAGGACAUCAGAAAGAGAAUGGAGGACAUCAGGAAGAGAAUGAAGCACAUCAGGAAGAGAAUGAAGGACAUCAGGAAGAGAAUGGAGUACAUCAGGAAGAGAAUGAAGCACAUCAGGAAGAGAAUGGAGGACAUCAGGAAGAGAAUGGAGGACAUCAGGAAGAGAAUGAAGGACAUCAGGAAGAGAAUGGAGGACAUCAGGAAGAGAAUGGAGGACAUCAGGAAGAGAAUGAAGGACAUCAGGAAGAGAAUGGAGGACAUCAGGAAGAGAAUGAAGGACAUCAGGAAGAGAAUGGAGGACAUCAGGAAGAGAAUGGAGGACAUCAGGAAGAGAAUGGAGGACAUCAGGAAGAGAAUGAAGGACAUCAGGAAGAGAAUGAAGGACAUCAGGAAGAGAAUGGAGGACAUCAGGAAGAGAAUGGAGGACAUCAGGAAGAGAAUGAAGGACAUCAGGAAGAGAAUGGAGGACAUCAGGAAGAGAAUGAAGGACAUCAGGAAGAGAAUGGAGGACAUCAGGAAGAGAAUGGAGGACAUCAGGAAGAGGAUGGAGGACAUCAGGAAGAGAAUGGAGGACAUCAGGAAGAGAAUGAAGGACAUCAGGAAGAGAAUGAAGGACAUCAGGAAGAGAAUGAAGGACAUCAGGAAGAGAAUGGAGGACAUCAGGAAGAGAAUGGAGGACAUCAGGAAGAGAAUGAAGCACAUCAGGAAGAGAAUGGAGGACAUCAGGAAGAGAAUGAAGCACAUCAGGAAGAGAAUGGAGGACAUCAGGAAGAGAAUGGAGGACACCAGGAAGAGAAUGGAGGACAUCAGGAAGAGAAUGGAGGACAUCAGGAAGAGAAUGGAGGACAUCAGGAAGAGAAUGGAGCACAUCAGGAAGAGAAUGAAGCACAUCAGGAAGAGAAUGGAGGACAUCAGGAAGAGAAUGAAGCACAUCAGGAAGAGAAUGAAGGACAUCAGGAAGAGAAUGAAGCACAUCAGGAAGAGAAUGGAGGACAUCAGGAAGAGAAUGGAGCACAUCAGGAAGAGAAUGAAGCACAUCAGGAAGAGAAUGGAGGACAUCAGGAAGAGAAUGAAGGACAUCAGGAAGAGAAUGAAGGACAUCAGGAAGAGAAUGGAGGACAUCAGGAAGAGAAUGAAGGACAUCAGGAAGAGAAUGAAGGACAUCAGGAAGAGAAUGAAGGACAUCAGGAAGAGAAUGGAGGACAUCAGGAAGAGAAUGGAGGACAUCAGGAAGAGAAUGAAGGACAUCAGGAAGAGAAUGAAGGACAUCAGGAAGAGAAUGGAGGACAUCAGGAAGAGAAUGGAGGACAUCAGGAAGAGAAUGAAGGACAUCAGGAAGAGAAUGGAGGACAUCAGGAAGAGAAUGGAGGACAUCAGGAAGAGAAUGAAGGACAUCAGGAAGAGGAUGGAGGAAGAAAAGACCACAGAAAGGAUGAGAGCUGAGUGUCUGAGAAGAAACACACCAAACACAAAUGUUGACAACAAUGGUCUUGAAAUCCUAUGCUAUAACUGUAGAAGACUUUUCUUGGUCUUGCUAGUCACACUCACCAUCGCCAUGGGCUGUGAGUCCCAUUUUUGUCUGGAAAGAUGGAAAGGUGCGAUUAAAAAAAAUAAAAAAAAUAAAUAUAUAUAUAUAUAUAUAUAUAUAUAUAUAUAUAUAUAUAUAUAUAUAUAUAUAUAUAUAUAUAUAUAUAUAGUAAAGAUACAUUUUCUAGUAGAAUUCCUUGUGUGCUACAUGGUUGGGUUGAAUGGUUCUUGUUUGAAGCCAGUUAAGAAUUUUUAA
Candidula unifasciata is the source of this 1932-nucleotide messenger RNA. Lineage: Eukaryota; Metazoa; Mollusca; Gastropoda; Stylommatophora; Geomitridae. The record is from the annotation of a GenBank genome assembly.